Messenger RNA from Punica granatum (pomegranate), 2800 nucleotides. The record is from RefSeq and is a predicted model, not a curated record. Lineage: Eukaryota; Viridiplantae; Streptophyta; Magnoliopsida; Myrtales; Lythraceae.
AGGGGAGUCCUGACCGUAAAAGCUCCCGCCCCCUUCCCUCUCCGUUGCUCGCCUCUCUCUCUCUCUCUGUAUCUGUCUAUCUAUCUCUCUAUCUCUGGCAGUUGUCGGGAAGUCCCGAGCUCCGGUCCGGAGUUCCCCGUCGGAAUGGUCAACGAGACGCAGGCCCCGGCGUCCUCCAGCGCCUUCUCGUUUAUUUCCAAGAGCUGGAGGGAUGUCCGGGUCUCCGCCGACGCCGACUUCCAGUUGAUCCGGAACCGGGCCAAUUCUUUCAAGAACCUCGCCACCUCCUUCGACCGGGAGCUCGAGAACUUCAUCAACACAGCCUCCACCUUCUCCGUCCCAGCGAUCAGCUCCUCCACCCCCGCGGAGAUCGACUUCGUGAAGAAAUUGCAGCCCAAGCUCUCGGAGUUCCGCCGGACCUACUCCGCCCCAGACUUCAGCAAGCGGGUGCUGGAGAAAUGGGGGCCCCGGGGCAGCAUCAGGAUCGAUCUUUCCGCCAUAAAGAACGCGAUUGUCCCGGAGGUGGAGGACAGGGAUGGGAUUGUCGAUUUCGAUAGGGUCAGACGGGGGAGGAGGGUUAGGUUUAGGAAUUUCGGGACGGAGGAGGUUAAGGAGAAGGAGAAGGAUUACUGGGAGCCGAUUAGGGCGUUCAAGACCCGGCUCAGGGAAUUCGAGAGGCGGAGCUCGUCCACUGUGGAUAUAUUUGAGGGCUGGAAGAGUGGGGAGCUUGUGGAGAAAGUGAAAUCGAGCUUGAAAGCGAUUUGCAAGGACCCUGAAGACUCGAAGGAAGUACCUCCGUUGGAUGUUCCUGAACUUCUUGCCUGUCUGGUGAGGCAGUCUGAACCAUUUCUUGAUCAACUCGGCGUAAAGAAGGAUUUAUGCGAGAAGAUAGUUGAGAAUUUGUGCAGUAAACGCAAGCACCAGUUUCUCCAGCCAUCUCUGUCUGGAGGGGAAACUUCUAUUGUUGGCAACGACAAUAUAAGUGAUGAACUGGACCUGAGGUUAGCAACUGUCCUUCAGAGUACAGGGCAUUGCUAUGAGGGUGGCUUUUGGACAGACCACAGAAAGUACGACAUGUCCAACCAGAAAAGGCAUGUCGCCAUUGUUACUACAGCUAGUCUCCCGUGGAUGACAGGGACUGCUGUAAAUCCUCUAUUUCGAGCAGCGUACUUGGCAAAGUCUGCGCAACAGAAUGUGACGCUGUUGGUUCCUUGGCUUUGUAAAUCAGAUCAAGAGCUAGUUUAUCCCAAUAGUAUGACCUUCAGCUCCCCUGAAGAACAGGAGACCUACAUACGCAGCUGGCUUGAGGAAAGAAUUGGCUUUAAGGCUGAUUUCAAGAUUUCAUUUUAUCCGGGAAAGUUCUCAAAAGAGAGGAGGAGCAUAAUUCCUGCGGGUGACACUUCCCAAUUCAUCCCAUCAAAAGAUGCCGAUAUUGCUAUCCUGGAAGAACCUGAGCACUUGAACUGGUAUCAUCAUGGCAGGCGUUGGACUGAUAAAUUUAACCACGUUGUCGGCAUUGUGCAUACUAAUUACUUGGAGUAUAUCAAGCGGGAGAAGAAUGGGGCUAUCCAAGCUUUCCUUGUGAAGCACAUAAACAAUUGGGUGACGAGGGCGUACUGCCACAAGGUUCUUCGCCUUUCUGCUGCUACACAAGAUUUACCUAGGUCUGUGAUUUGCAAUGUUCAUGGGGUAAAUCCCAAGUUCUUGAAAAUUGGAGAAAAAGUAGCUGCAGAAAGGGAACUUGGGCAGCAGGCCUUCUCAAAAGGUGCCUAUUUUUUGGGGAAGAUGGUAUGGGCGAAGGGAUACAGGGAGCUGAUCGAUCUGUUGGCAAAGCACAAGAAUGAUCUUGACGUUGACGGUUUCAAGUUGGAUGUGUUUGGCAACGGGGAGGAUGCACUAGAGGUCCAGAGUGCUGCUAGGAAACUGAAUCUAAAUCUCAAUUUUCUUAAAGGAAGAGAUCAUGCGCAUGAUUCUCUUCAUGGGUACAAAGUAUUCAUAAAUCCCAGUGUUAGUGAUGUUCUAUGCACUGCUACUGCUGAGGCACUCGCCAUGGGCAAGUUUGUAAUUUGUGCAGACCACCCAUCAAACGAGUUCUUCCAGUCAUUCCCCAACUGCCUGACCUACAGCACUUCCAAGGACUUUGUGGCCAAGGUAAAAGAGGCACUUGCAAGUGACCCGCAGCCCCUCACUCCCGAGCAGAGGUACAGACUCUCAUGGGAAGCCGCCACCCAGAGAUUCUUGGAGUACUCCGACCUCGAGAAGGUGUUAAAUGAUGAGAAGAGAGCUGAGGAGAAGUCUAACAGGACCAUGGUGAAGUCGAUCUCGAUGCCGAGUUUGUCGGGAGUGGUCGAUGGAGGAUUGGCUUUCGCCCAUUACUCUCUCACAGGGAAUGAGUUCCUCAGGCAGUGUACCGGGGCCAUUCCAGGAUCUCGGGACUAUGACAAGCAGCAUUGCAAGGACCUCCAUCUCUUGCCUCCGCAUGUUGAGAAUCCUAUUUAUGGCUGGUGAGGUCGGCUUUCCCCAUCCAGUGCAGUCGAUGACCACUCCCUGUAAAAUAGUUAGGUCUUUGGAGCUCCUGGUGCUCGAUAGUCAAUAGUGUGACAUAUUGUUUGCGUAAAAUGAAUAGCGUCUAGUACAGCAAUAUAGUUUCACAUGUGACCUGAGCAAGUUUAGAAAGUUAUGACCGAAGUUUUGCAUCCCCGUGUUGAUAGAUAUGUGCCAUGUUAAUAUGGCAGUUUCUUGUACUUACGGAAAAGAAGCGAAGACAACUCUUAACAAAGCUCGAUUAUCAUCUCCGCAA